AUGAUGGGAUGGGUAUACAACGCCACCCCCGAGGUCGAGGCUGUGUCGCAGUACCCUGUGGUGCUCGGCGUGUGUCUGGGUCUGACAAUAUUGAUGGUGAUCACUGUCUGCUUGCGCCUGUUUAUGCGGGCGCAAGCGAGUCGACUUGGAGCGGCGGAUUAUGUGAUGGUUAUGAGCAUGGUGUUUGGUAUUAUCUACAGUGCUCUCUGUAUUUCCCAAUCACGAUAUGGACUCGGUCUUCCACUCAAGUUGCGACCAAAGGCUGACCUGGCCACAUACACUAAGAUCAACUACGCCGGCCGUCCCUUUUACCAAAUUGGCAUCGCCGGAUUCAAAACUUCCCUCUGCCUCAGCUACUUGCGACUGUUAGAGGGCACUUCGAAAAGCAUAUAUCGGAUCGUUAUCUGGGUUGUCAUUGCGCUCUCAACAGCAGGUCAUAUUGUGGGAGCUUUAAUAUUGAUCUUCACCUGCAAGCCAGUGUCAAAGGCGUGGAUGCCCAACGAACCUGGAUCAUGUCUACCUGUUGGCGCGACAUUUUACGGCCUUGCGAUUUUCACGAUCAUUUGCGAUGUUGUCAUUAUUUUCCUGCCGAUUCCACUCCUUCUCCGACUCAAUAUAAAGCCCGCACAAAAAGCAGGCGUGGUCUGUCUCUUCCUAUUGGGGCUGUUCACGACGAUCUGUUCCAUCCUUCGCCUUACGCAGAUCCACCGAGUCGCAUUUGGCGACGGAAAUUCCACCAUGUUGGUGCUUUGGGGGACGAUCGAGUUUAAUGUGGGGAAUAUCGUCACUUGUGUCCCAUACCUCGCCCCCCUUCUCAAGGGCUAUGUACGCGAUUUCCGCUCCAACAGUGGCCGCAAAUACUAUAACAGUAAUGGUCGAAGUUAUGCGAUGGAAACCUGGACCAAGGAUGGACGCUCUCAGCUGCAGUCGCACGCUAGUGCGCCGAAACGUACGCCGAGUGAGGAAUUAAUCCUGUCCAGUCAUGAGCCUUCGCAUGGAGGAAUUGAAAUGACGGUUGAAUACCGGGUGUCCAGGGACACUCUCGCAAUUCCUAAGGGCUCUUGA
This is a messenger RNA of Penicillium waksmanii, 1065 nucleotides long. RefSeq lists its product as uncharacterized. The record is from RefSeq and is a predicted model, not a curated record. Lineage: Eukaryota; Fungi; Ascomycota; Eurotiomycetes; Eurotiales; Aspergillaceae. Bases 1 to 1065 code for a protein of 354 amino acids. The transcript has 5 exons.